AUGUCCCAGUACAUCGGCAAAACGAUCUCGUUGAUCUCCAAUAAGGGGCUUCGUUAUGUGGGCAUUUUGGAGAACAUCAGUGCUGAGGAUGCCACUGUUUCCUUGAGACUGGUCCGUCCUUUUGGUACUGAGGGCAGAAUGGCUGCCCAGGGUCUUGCCCAUAUGGAGGUUAUGCCAGGCGCCGAUGUUUACGAUUACGUUGUGUUCCGUGGAACUGACGUUCGUGACUUGUCUGUUUUGGAUGAGGCCAUUGAGGAUGUCAAGCCUCAGCCAUAUACUGGCGCCACCUACCCAGCUGCUCCAGCUGCUGCUCCAGCUGCGCCAGCUGCUCCUACUGCUACUCAAGCUGCUGAGCCUGGUCCUUCUACUGCUCCUCCUGCUGGUGUUGCUAAUGCUGCUGGCGGUGUCGCUCAGCAACAGGCUGUGCCUACUGGUAGUCCACAGGCUGCACAGGCUGCUCCAGGCCCAAGUGCUAGAGCUCCAGUGGAGACUGGCGCCCAGAGACCUGCUGCAACGACUCCUCCAGCUUCUAAAACCACCGACCCAGCUCCUACGACGACAACUCAGAACGAGCUGGUUCCAGGUGAUAGACCAGAGCCUGAUUCCGAGUCUGGCGAGUUUGACUUUGAAAAAUCUAAUGCCCGUUUUGAAAAGAAGAGUGCUGCUGACCAAAAACCAAAAUACGACAAGAGCUCUUCUUUCUUCGACAGUAUUUCGUCUUCAAACACUGAGCGUGGUAACAUGAGAUGGAACGAGGAGAAGUCGCUUAACAUGGAUACAUUCGGACAAGAAGGAUCGCGUGGCCGUGGCAACUGGCGUGGUAGAGGCGGCAGAGGCGGCAGAGGUGGUAGAGGCGGUAGAGGUAGAGGCAGAGGCAGAGGAAGAGGCCGUUCUGAGCCUACUCCUGAGUGGGCUUGA
Messenger RNA from Candidozyma haemuli, 918 nucleotides. RefSeq lists its product as uncharacterized. The transcript has a single exon. Gene Ontology annotation, cellular component: P-body. Lineage: Eukaryota; Fungi; Ascomycota; Pichiomycetes; Serinales; Metschnikowiaceae. Gene Ontology annotation, biological process: cytoplasmic stress granule assembly; P-body assembly. Gene Ontology annotation, molecular function: mRNA binding. The record is from RefSeq and is a predicted model, not a curated record. The coding region runs from base 1 to 918 and encodes 305 amino acids.